Nilaparvata lugens (brown planthopper) is the source of this 831-nucleotide messenger RNA. RefSeq lists its product as uncharacterized. The coding region runs from base 1 to 831 and encodes 276 amino acids. The record is from RefSeq and is a predicted model, not a curated record. Lineage: Eukaryota; Metazoa; Arthropoda; Insecta; Hemiptera; Delphacidae. The transcript has a single exon.
AUGAACUACGUUACCGCACACCUUCAGAAGCCAACCCCUUGGUCGCAUCUAUAUGCAGAUGACAUAGUCCUUGUAGCAGAAACUUCACAACAGGUUCAAAUAGAUUUAACAGCAUGGUGCACAGUAUUAGAAAGUCGAGGGCUGAGAGUAAGUCGUACUAAAACAGAAUACAUGCACUGUAACUUCUCAGGAAUCAGAACAUCUAACAUCAGCGUGGCACAACCUCAGCUUGAUGGCACUCCUUUAAAACAAGUUGACCACUUCAAAUACUUGGGAUCUACUCUUGCAUCUACAGCCUCCGUUGACAUAGACAUCAAGGACCGGAUAACAGCUGCGUGGCUGAAAUGGCGAUCAUUGACGGGAGUCAUCUGCGAUGCAAAAAUGCCCAUAAAGGUCAAAGGAAACGUAUAUAAGAGAGAAAUCAGGCCAGUUUUAAUUUAUGGAUCUGAAUGUUGGGCUAUGCGAAAGUCAGAUGAACAACAAAUUCAUGUUACAGAGAUGAAGAUGCUCCGGUGGUCGGGAGGUGUAACCCUGAAAGACAAAGUUAGGAAUGAAUAUGUAAGAGGAACAUUUAAAGUUGCUAAUAUAACUGAUAAGCUAAGGGAAAAUCGCUUGCGCUGGUACGGGCACGUUAUGAGACGCGGUGAGGAUCACAUGACCAGACUCGUCAUGGAAAUUGAACAGCCUAGGAGACGCCCUGGUAGACCGCCGACAACCUGGAUGGGUACCAUUUCCAAGGAUAUGGGGACGACGGAUUUAGAGCCUGAACUGACUCAACAACGCCCGGAAUGGCGGAAAAGGAUUAGGGGGGCCGAGAGAAAUGGGACAUAG